AUGACGAUCCCGAGCGUGGAGGGGUUCCUCCAGGCGUCGAGCUGCCUCCCGUGCACGGCGACUGAGGAGCGGGAGAUCGUUGACGCACUCACCAGGGAGGCCGAGAAGAAUGUCAAGCACGGGGAUCUCCGCUAUCUCGUCUCGCAGAGCUGGUGGAUGGAGUGGCAAGGUUAUGUGGGCUUAGUCAGUUAUGGAGAGAAUGGCACCGAGCAGUUUCCUCAGGCUACGAAUAGACCUGGAGAGAUUGAUAACUCGAAGCUUGUUUUGGCAGAAAUGAUCAAUGGUAGUGAAGAGCCAGAGCUUCAAAGGACCUUGAGAGAAGGGGAGCACUAUACUUUGGUGCCGCAAGAAGUUUGGCAAAGGCUAUAUGAAUGGUAUAAAGGUGGGCCAGAAAUCCCUAGAAAAGUUAUUUUUGACAAUCCAACUGACAAGACUUACAUAGUGGAUGUCUACCCUCUCUGUCUAAAACUAAUUGAUGGAAGGGACAGUUCUGAAAAAGUUUUCAGAAUAAGUAGAAAGGCCAAAGUUCAUGAGCUUUACUCAAUGGUUUGCUCACUCAUGUCAGUAGAGCAGUCCGAGAUUGUCAUCUGGGAUUAUUACCAAAGGUCAAAGGGCAAGAAGUUGUUUAAUCAAAAUGAGACACUAGAAGAAGCUCAACUUACUAUGGACCAGGAGAUCCUCUUGGAGAUGAAGCUAGGCGAGAGCAGUUCAGGUUUCAGUACAAGAUCCACAAAUGAUGAAUUGGCAUUAAUUCCAUUAGAACCCUCCACAUCAUCAUUUUCUAUUGCUGGAGGGCCUACAUUUUCAAAUGGUUUUUCAUCUGGGAUUGGUUCUAGUUUUUCGCAAGAUAAUAGCUUCAGUCCUUUAUUAAGGGAUAGUGAAGAUGGUUACAAUAGUCUCAGCAAUGGAACUAAAGAUGGCACUCAUGGAUUUAGUGGAUUACAUAACUUGGGUAAUACUUGCUUCAUGAAUAGUGCCAUACAAUCCUUGGUUCAUACACCUCCACUGGUACAGUACUUUUUGGAGGACUAUACUUGUGAAAUAAACACGGAAAAUCCACUAGGCCUCCAGGGUGAACUUGCGAUAGCAUUUGGAGAGCUACUUAGAAAACUCUGGUCAUCUGGUCAAACUUCUAUUGCUCCACGUGCAUUUAAAUCAAAACUUUCUCGUUUUGCUCCACAGUUCAGUGGAUAUAAUCAGCAUGAUUCUCAGGAGCUACUUGCGUUCCUGUUGGAUGGUCUGCAUGAAGAUCUGAACCGUGUAAAAAAGAAACCAUAUAUUGAGGCAAAGGAUGCUGAUGGCCGUCCAGAUGAUGAAUUUGCUGAAGAAUGCUGGAAUUACCAUAAAGCUCGAAAUGACUCCAUAAUUGUAGAUAAGUUUCAAGGUCAAUACAAGUCCACAUUGGUGUGCCCAGUUUGUAACAAAAUCUCCGUUACCUUUGACCCAUUUAUGUAUUUGUCGCUGCCAUUGCCAUCAACAGUUACUCGGAUGAUUACUGUAACUGUAUUCAGUGGUACUGGAGAUGUUCUUCCAAUGCCUUACACUGUGACUGUACAGAAAAAUGGAAACUGCCGAGAUCUUACUAAAGCCCUUGCUGAUGUUUGCUGCUUAAAAGAUUCUGAGACAUUGUUGCUUGCAGAGGUAUAUGAGCGUCGGAUCUACCGUUACCUAACAAAUCCAAUUGAGGGACUUCAUAGUAUAAAAGAUGAAGAUAUACUUGUUGCAUAUAGGCUCCCUGUUGGUCAUGAAAGACUUUUGAGGUUGGAGAUCCUGCAUCGGAGGCCAGACAGAUUUCUUGUGGAGCCUCAGUUUAAUAUCAAUAGGAAGCUCAUUGGGUGCCCCAUUGUGACUUGUAUUCCAAAUGGUUCUACUGGAAAAUCUGAUAUUUAUGCGGCUGUAUCUGCUGUUUUGGUUCCAUUUUUACGAGCAAAAGCACAUAGCCCUGAUGUGUCUGCUGUCAAGUUAAAUGGCAAUGGGCCAAGCCUGGAUGGUAUUGUACUGACGGAUAAUGGCACCACCUGUGAGGAGGGUCUCUCUACAUCAAGAUCAAGUGAGGAUGAUAAUGCAGCUGAUGAUGAGCUUUUACCGUUUCUGCUUUCAUUGACUGAUGAAAAAGGUAGUACAAGAAAUGCUAUAGACACGGAUUCUAAUCGUGUUUUAGGACUAGUUAUUAGGGUUUUGAUGGAUUGGUCUGAGAAAGAGAAUGGGAUGUACAAUAUUGAUUACAUGGAUGGACUUCCUGAAGUCUUCAAGCCUGGUUUUAUGUCAAAGAAGACCCGGCAAGAAGCAGUCAAUUUAUUUUCAUGCUUGGAUGCUUUUCUGAAGGAGGAACCCCUAGGGCCUGACGAUAUGUGGUACUGUCCUGGAUGCAAGGAACACAGGCAAGCUAGCAAGAAACUGGACUUGUGGAGGUUGCCUGAGAUAUUGGUAGUUCAUUUGAAAAGGUUCUCAUACAGCCGGUAUAUGAAGAACAAGCUUGAUACAUUUGUGAAUUUUCCAAUCCAUGACCUCAAUAUGAGCAAGUAUGUGAAGCUGACAUCAAGAAGUGACCAGCUCCCCAUGUAUGAACUCUAUGCAGUGAUAAAUCAUUAUGGCGGUCUCGGUGGUGGACACUAUUCUGCAUACGCAAAGCUAGUAGAAGAGGACAACUGGUAUCAUUUUGAUGAUAGUCAUGUUUCCUCGGUUAACGAGGAUGAGAUCAGGACAUCUGCAGCAUAUGUGCUUUUCUACCGACGAGUUGGAGGUUCAAGUACGGUGGCAAAUGGUGGUCCAGUCGACAUUGAAAUGGUUGAUUCACUAGAGACCUAG
This is a messenger RNA of Miscanthus lutarioriparius, 2808 nucleotides long. Lineage: Eukaryota; Viridiplantae; Streptophyta; Magnoliopsida; Poales; Poaceae. The record is from the annotation of a GenBank genome assembly.